UCAACUCAGAGUCAGAAUGAAGAAGCGAUUCGAAAUAAAAACUCGUCCUGAACUGAUAUGUCUCGAUAGACAAUGCACUUCGGGUAUUCAAUUAUUUAAUCUAAUUAUUGUAUCUUCUUUUCUUUUUCAGACACAUCCAAGUGUCCGCAUAAAAGGCACAGAAAAUAACUACAAUCCCAUACAAUGCAUGGACUCGGAUUGUUUCAACAAGUCACCCCACAUGCAUUGUCCAUUCUGUGUCAUAUCAGAAUCAUUCCAUGACCCUGUCAUUCUAAAAGCUCACUAUCGCGUCAAGCAUGUUGAUAAGGGACUCGAUUUUGCUGGUUUGAAGAUAUUACGGUGUUGUGACCACUGUGAUAUCGUUGGUGCUAUAAAGGGAGAGAAGAAAUUCCGCGGUGCACACUGGCAUUGCUAUCGUUGCAAAAACGGCUUCAACCGACGGGACGAGGCAAUGAAACACUACAAAACACACUUCAGGAAUCCUCAGACAACCUUCCAAAUACAGAUAACGCAGGAAGUGAAUCAUAGUUAUGGGUAUGCUGAUGGUAACCAGAUCGUGACGUCUGUGGAGAACCCCAAUGCAGAUGAGAUUCAUCAUUCGGUUCAUUCCAUACAUCCAGUAUUAACGGAGGCUGUCAUGACCACCUCUACAUCUAACAACAUUGCUGCUAAUGAAACCGUCAACUCUACAGCCGAAACGAUAAUGAUUAUUGAAGAGCACCUUGACGGUAGCCAUGGGGAUAUGGGGACAAUAACUUUCACUACACCAGCAUCUGAGCGAUUACAAUACAGUGCCAUUAUUGAAGAGAAAAACCAACUUGAGAAGAAAGUUGAAGAACUCCAGCAGAGAAAUGAACAGCUGGAGAUCGAGAAGUCUCAGACGGAGCAGAAUCUUACCAAUGAGAUCGACAAUCUCAAACUUCAGAUAACAAUGCAAGCCCAUGCCAUCCAGAACUAUCAAAAGCAGGAAACCGAGCUUUUAAACCAACUCCGUGUGCCACUCGAUACAAAAAUGCAAGAGCUUCUCUCUGUUUUACAAACUCAGCAUCAAGACUUACUCCAUCAGCAGCUUGCGCAGGUCCGACGGAAAUAUCUCCAACAAUUGGAUAAAGUUGAUGAAAACUAUGCUGUUGGCGUUGGGGACGAGAAUCUAUUAGUUGAAAUCAGCGACGACUCUGUCGUUCAGGUUUCUAAUGAUCAUAGUAUCAUGCACGUGUCAAAUGAUGAUUCUGUCCAUGCGGACACCAAUGGCGAACUCGAAGACCAUAUUGUAGUUAGUAUGAGCAAUGACCAUAUGGUCACGGGUGCGGAUGUGGUGACGUCGUGUACGGUAACCCAGGUGGCGCCUAGAGUGGUGGAUUCGUUAGAUUCGGGCGACAAGCAGGUGGUUAGUAUAAGCUGUUCCGUGCUGGACGAUGGUGAAAUGUUGACUGUUGAGGAAAUAAAACAGGAGGAUGAAAUCGAGGUUGUCAACACGGAGGAGGACGGAGAUAACGAUGACUUGCCUGCAGCUAAAAGGAUGAAAACCGGCUCAUGAUUCUCAUUUUGACCAAUACUGUAAACCUCGUAAUGUUCUAUGCUUUUUAUUUUAGUGUUAACAGAUAAUCACAAAACCAUUAUGACCAUGAAAAUCUAAUUGAAAUUGCUGUUAACUCUUUGAGUGCUCUGACGGAAAAUCCGAUUUUUUUUAUCCUCCAAGUGCCCACGUCGGAACUUUCCAAUUUAUUGUAAGUUCAUCACCAGAAUGGUAGAUGUCCUCGUAAUCGCCGCGAAAACACACUGCGCGAAACAGUUUCUAACGAUCGUCGAUGAAGUGGGGAUUCCCCAGAUGUGUUUCCCGCUCAUGGGCACUGAAAAAUCACGAAAAUCGAUGGGCACUCAAAGAGUUAAUACGAAGUUGUCAAAACGCUAAAUGAUGAAAAGUAUGGCAAAUUUGCAAUUUCACACUUUAUUUAUGGUUUUUCCUUUGUUGUGGCUUUUGAAUAAAAAAAUAUUUCUCAUCAUCACAAUUGGCUUUUUGGGCCAUUGACAUAAUGAAGCUGUUGACAUUAUAGUUCAUCAUGAAUGUUUUCUCUGCAUUGUUAGGGGCUCUGGAGCGGUAGUAUUUCUUAGAAGUUUGGUUCUAUCGAUUUCAACUUUGCAACCAAAAAAGGAUUAUUAUCACAUUAGUAACCAUGGUUAUGGUUUUGUGUGUAUUUGUGUACAUUGGAUUUGGAUAUUUUCAGCCCUGUGCUGUUUAUUUCUUAACUGAUCUCGACGAUAUGUUCAGGUUAUUAAUAUGUUCAGGUUAUCUGUGUCCAUCUACUCAUAUGCCAAGUAUGAAUAAGAAGCAUCAAGAAACAAUAUGGCCUAUCCAGGUGACUCGGAUUGACUAUUGGUCUUUGCUGAAGAACUUAUUGAAUUUAUGACCGUACAGUGCUGAACCAAAAAAACUGUAUGGUCGUGAUGCUCACAGCAAAACCAAAGUAAAAAGAAAUUCGACCAGUAUGUCACUCUCCAGAGCGCUGAACGAUGAGGACAGAAGAUUUACCAAUAAACUAUAGAAAAAGUUAUGAGAGGUAUGUUCUGCUGACAUGAUAUGAGGAAUGAUUGCUGAAGAGUUUGAUGGGUUGGCUUUAUAAAGAAUGAAUAAAGACGAAUCUUUAUUAAUUCUUGGCUUUAUCAACGAGUACAUGUAUUGACUAACGUUCUGGAUAUUUUCAAGAGCAUUUUCAGAGAUUGUAUUAUUCUUUUCCAUGGUGUGCCUGCUUUAUUCCAGCCCAGCCAGAUACGUUGUAAUUUGUAUCGAGCAUGCUCGUGUUUUUCCCUCUGGAAAACAAAUGUGUUGAAAAUAUCAUCGCUGCUGUGCAGUGCUCACUACAAGGCCAUUUGUCGGGGUGUCCCACCCUCCUUGGCAGCUUACCAGCCUACUUUGGAAGCAGCCACCCUACCUUACUCUAGAAUUUUGUAAAGGGUUUCUAUAGGACCACUGUACCUGAAAUUGCUGGCAACCGGAGCUUUAGUUCCCCACUGACAAAACCUCUUGAAUAGCGAGGGUACCACCCUACCUUGAGAAAACCUUUUUUGUGUCAGCUAGUACAUGUGUUCACUUUGAGAUAAGCUCAGCUUUGCGUAAGAGUCAAGAUAAGCCACUGCUGCUUACAGUGAAGAUAUCCAGACAAAAUGGGAGAUACCCAUGUCUGAAUUAAAUGGCAUGAGAAGGAACAGAUCAUAUGCCCAAGGUCAAGGAAACUGCCUUUAACGGACUGAUUCCACAACAGCGACAAACCACCAGUUUGCCAUAUUGGCAAAAUCUUAAAUUCAAAAAUAGCAGAGUCGAGUCUGUUUCGUGGAAUUAGUCCUGAACUCUGCUUAUCCAAAUGUAACGGGUGCCAUGGGGCCUUAGAAACUUACUUUGAAAUAGAAGCAACUUGUUCUUGUGGUAUUAUGUGUUCUUCAGCUUACACCUUGAGAUUAUAACUGUCUUGUUAUGCAUCAAUAUAUGUGUCGAAUGUUUUGUUGAUUAUGUCAGAGAGCAGCGAAACUGUUCAGUGAGAGUUUUGUUUGCUCAUCUGGUAAUACCAAACCACAGUUAAAUGUUCAUUGGUACUGCAAUGUUUAACCACUUCAAAUGAACUUCACUGUGAGGGGAUACUUUUCAGCUUAGUUUUCGACAUUGGUUGGAUGGUCAACAAAAAUUAACUGGUGUCACCAGUUUCCAUAACAACUCAACAAUCUGCCAUUGAUAGAAGACAACAUUUCCGACAAGUUCAAACUAGCUGUUUCAGAAAUCUAAAAUAUUGUUCUAACCAUUUUCCUGACGUUUCAAAGUCAAACUUCGGCCGAUUUUUACGUUGCCUAUCAACUUGAAUAUUGUGGGAUUACAUGUAUAUCUUCUAAAGCAAGUGUCCUACGAGUCUUUAAAAUAGGUCAGAAUAAACUUUUUUUCCUCUUUCGUUUUUAGCUGAGAUAUAUGAACCAUUUUUUCAUUUGGUCAAGUUUUCAGGGUUUUUCAGUCAAUUUCGACUUCGUGACAAUUACAGAAACAUAUUUUUUCACCAGAUUUCUAUCAGUUGACAUGGAUUCUUUGGUUAGAAUAGAAGGGGUUGGUGGGGCUCUGACAUUUAUAAACUUAUAAAUCUGGUUUAUAUAUAAGAGGUAAAUCUAGUUGGAAAUUGAGUGCUAAGACAGCAGCAGUCGGCAACGGGUUAAUUCGCAUGAUUCAACGAUUCUGUAUUGGAGACUGGCGAUAAAAUCAGUCUGCAGGCAGCUGGCUAAACAAGUUUUUCAUUCACAGUUUGGGGUUUGUUGUUUUGUAUUUGUAAAUCUUGAAUGUGCUGCUUAGUGUAUUUAUUUAAUACAUAAUGGGUAACCGUGGAGAAUCAUUUCCCCAGAUUGCCGAGAAUCGGGCAGGUCUUCAAACUUGCCUAGCUAGCAUGUCCAGGGAAAGGAGAAAUUUUUACAAUUAUGUUGGAAAAGUUGUGUUAUAUGGGUCUUCCUACUAAAUAAUGUUGUGUUCAUCUGGUAAUUAGUUUCUUCAAGCAUGAAUUGCAUCACAGUUUUAAAAAUAUGCAUGGCAGGUUUGUCCUGUGGAUAGCUAACAAAUUGCAAAUUAUGUAUUAGCUUAUUUCUGCGUGCUCCACAAAGGAACUGGGUGGUUAAGUUUCCUCAAAAUUUAAUGCAUAUGAUGGCCAAGUGUUCUAGUUACCAGCUGGACGCAUGUUAUUUUGGUAAAUUUAUCAAUGAGCGCACAUUUUGGCAGGUCUUUUUGUGGUGCAGACACUUUCCCAGUCCUAUUCCAGGCACCACUGCUCAGUAAGUUGGAGGACCUGCCUUGAACGCACAAGAUAUAGAUAAGAUUCUCGGCAAGUUGGGGAUUGAUUCCCCAGGGUGUGGGCACGGGUGACUGAAUCAAGUGUCAGUAAGGGGUCAAAACAUUGAUAAAGGGUUCAGGCAGAAGAGGGAGCAAGAAAUCCAAAGAGGCAUCGAAAAAAUCGUCCACUUCACAAGUUCGCCCCUCCUGUAAAUUGUGUAGUGCAUUGAUGCAAGUGAAGUGAUAAAAAUUCUGAAGUUUCUUAAUUUUCAGUCUCUCACGGGACCUCUGUGGAUUCCAUCUCCUUCCACCUUAACCCUUCAUGGACAUUUAACACCAUUUAACCCCUUACUGGCCCUCGAUUCAGUGGCCUGUGGUGUGGGUUUGGUUUACUGAGGAGAUGUUUCAGUCAUGUGGAUACACGUAUUGUUAUGUAUAUAGUUUGUCAGCUAAUUAACUGGUAGUGCCAGUAGAGUUCCAUGUUUUUAUAGCAUUGGAAAUAAAUUUCCAAGAUUAUGAA
Messenger RNA from Lineus longissimus, 5312 nucleotides. RefSeq lists its product as uncharacterized. Bases 17 to 1537 code for a protein of 506 amino acids. The transcript has 6 exons. NCBI's taxonomy places the organism in Eukaryota, Metazoa, Nemertea, Pilidiophora, Heteronemertea, Lineidae. The record is from RefSeq and is a predicted model, not a curated record.